AUGUCUACCAAUGUCGCGUAUGUAGCUCAAUUUAUUUCUGAAAACGUUACUAAAAAGCAGACAAAAGAUAAAAUACAAGAACUCGAAAACGUCACUAAAAAGCAGACAAUAGAUAAAAUACAAGAACUAAAAGCAGAAAAUGAAGAGUUAAAAAGAAAAAAAUUAAAAUUUGAAGCUGUACCGUUACAAAGCCGAAAUAGCAGAUCUGAAACAACAAAUAGUAUCCCAGCUGUAUCUAGCACAGACAACUACAACAGUUGA
Molecule: messenger RNA, 261 nt
Organism: Parnassius apollo (apollo)
Lineage: Eukaryota; Metazoa; Arthropoda; Insecta; Lepidoptera; Papilionidae
Source: the annotation of a GenBank genome assembly